Messenger RNA from Cajanus cajan (pigeon pea), 1651 nucleotides. Its product is annotated as NAC transcription factor 56. NCBI's taxonomy places the organism in Eukaryota, Viridiplantae, Streptophyta, Magnoliopsida, Fabales, Fabaceae. Gene Ontology annotation, biological process: regulation of DNA-templated transcription; system development. The record is from RefSeq and is a predicted model, not a curated record. Gene Ontology annotation, molecular function: DNA binding.
ACAAAAACAUUUCGUCCCAACUCAUAUAACAUGUUCUUCUGUGGAACAAGCCAUAGCCAUAACAUAUAACCACCACUUGAAACAAAGAACCCAUCUCACUGGAAAAAAAACACACACAAAAACCAAGCUUUCUUCCGUGCCCAUGGAGAGCACCGACUCAUCCACAGGUUCGCAACAACCCAACCUGCCACCGGGGUUCCGCUUCCACCCCACCGACGAGGAGCUCGUCGUUCACUACCUCAAGAAAAAAGCAGCUUCUGCUCCUCUUCCGGUAGCCAUAAUCGCCGAGGUUGAUCUCUACAAGUUCGAUCCGUGGGAGCUACCCGCUAAGGCCACGUUUGGGGAGCAGGAGUGGUACUUCUUUAGUCCUCGGGACAGGAAGUAUCCGAACGGGGCGAGGCCAAACAGGGCGGCCACAUCUGGGUAUUGGAAAGCGACGGGGACUGAUAAGCCUGUGUUGACCUCUGGAGGAACCCAAAAGGUUGGGGUGAAGAAGGCUUUGGUUUUCUAUGGAGGGAAGCCCCCAAGAGGUAUCAAAACCAAUUGGAUCAUGCAUGAGUAUAGGCUUGCUGAUAACAAGCCUAACAAUAGGCCUCCUGGCUGUGACUUGGGCAACAAGAAAAACUCUCUCAGGCUUGAUGAUUGGGUGCUGUGCCGAAUCUACAAGAAGAGCAACACGCAUAGGUCUCCUAUGGAGCAUGAGAGGGAAGAUUCAAUGGAAGACAUGAUUGGAGGGGUUCCUCCUUCGAUGAACCUGAGCCACAUGAAUGCGAGGUUUCAUCUUUCGAAGAUGUCCACCACAGGCUACAACAGUGCAUUGUUGGAAAAUGACCAGAACUUGUUGGAAGGGAUGAUGAUGAACACAAGCACAACCACACCUGGUGCCAUGUCAUCUCAGUUGGGGGGCUCAAACUCCAAGCCAGAGCUCUCUUUUGUGCCAACCAUGACUCACUCUUCAAACACUUCCAAAAGGACACUCUCGUCGCUGUAUUGGAACGAUGAGGACGUGGCUGGCACGUCCUCAUCGAACAAAAGGUUCAAUUUGGAAAGUGGAGAUAACAAUCAUGGAAGUGUUGUGAGGACUGAUCAAGAGAAUGGCACUGCUAACUCUAUUGCCACUCUGCUCAACCAGCUCCCUCAAACCCCUUCAUUGCACCAACAAUCAAUGUUGGGAUCAUUAGGAGAUGGAUUACUAAGGACAACAUAUCAAAUACCAGGAAUGAAUUGGUAUGCUUAGAUCGAUAUAUGGUUUAUUUAUUGAUGAAGAAAAUAUAUAAGAAGGAUAUGAAUAUGAUCCUCAGCUGGUGGAACCUUACACUAUAUACUCUCUUAAUGCUGCCAAUUAAUUAAAUUGUAAAGAUUUUAAUGGGAUAUUGAGAUUUUGGUUGUUAGGAAUUUGGAAAGAAGUUGUUAGAGUUUGAUCAAUUAGAUGGGCCUCAUCAAACUUCGAACUCAUCCAUUGGAGGUAGCUGCAGGCAAUAACAACACGAAAGGUGAGGCCAUGGAUAUUUUUAGUUCAACUUAAAUAUAGCUUUAUACACAUAUAUAGAUAUUUGCUUGUUCUAUUGGUAUGUAAAUAAAAAAAUGGUGGUGUGCUCUUCAUGUACAAAUAUUCAAAAGAGAUAAAAGAUUUCAACUCAGCUGUUAUAUA